UGUCGUUUAUUCUGAGCAGCGGCGGAGGUUAGUGGCCACCUGGCGACCGAGCUCAGUAGCUAUUUCGAAACAGAGUUUAUACCUGAAGACAGGUGCAAUCCAUUUCAUGAUUCAUGAGAGAGUCACUUUUAACUGAAGCCAUCCCAUGAAUUGCACAAGUGUAAUACACAUCCUGAACCCCAGACCAUUACCCAGCUCCAUCAUGCCAGCAGAUAUUGCAGUAAGGAUUUGUCUUGCUCAUUCACCUCCUUUGAGCUUCCUAAGCUCCUUUGACAAUUGCAGGAGGAGAAAUCGAGUCAAUACGUUUAAACCACUUAGACCUUGCAUCUCUUUGAAAAGCUCCUCUGAAGAAAAAAGCACACAAUGGCAGGGCCCUAAGACCAAACCAAAGAAACAAGUGGUGUUUGCAGAUACAAAGGGUCUCUCACUUACUUCAGUGCAUGUGUUCUCCAAAUUUGAAGAAAAUCCUGUGUCAGACCUGCAGUUUGAUUUCACAGACUUGGAGGAUGCAACUGCUGGCCUAAAAUUUAAUGAAGAAAAAAGCCUGGUGUUGGAUUUUCCUCAGCCCUCAGCAGAUUACUUAGAGUUCAGAAAUCAUUUAAAGAAGAAUCUUGUUGCCCUUGAAAACUGCUCCCUCCAAGAACGCUCUCUUUCAGGUACUGUAAAAGUUAAGAACGUAAAUUUUGAAAAACAAGUCCUGGUCCGGAUAACCUUUGACACAUGGAAGACCUUCUCAGACAUCGAAUGUACUUUUAUGAACAAUAUUUACGGCUGUUCUGAUGUGGACACAUUUUCUUUUGCUAUUGAUCUGCCCAGUUUUAUCCCACCCCAUGAGAGGACUGAAUUCUGCAUUUGCUUCAAAACCAAUGAACAAACACAUUGGGACAACAAUGAGGGGCAAAACUUCAGACUUGUACAUACCGAGUGGAAAGCCGAUGGUAGUCAGGCUCCAGCAUCUACUAAUAAUGCAUCAUCUAAAGGAUACAGAAGUCAUGCUAAAACCCAGGAGGUCGAAUUUGAUCAGUUUGGGAGUCCAAGGACGUCCACGGGACUGUUCCCUGAAUGGCAGAGCUGGGGUAGAAUUGAGAGUAGUACACCGUAUUGGUGACUUACUUCUAGUCACUAAUUCAGCAUUAGGUACUGAAGAAAUACACUGAGAUAACUGUGCCAGCAGUGCAUUGGCUACCAGACAAAAACACACUUUAAAAUAUUUAAGUUGUUGUCUCUGGAAACAAUUUAAAGAACAUUUCUAUAAGUGGCCAGAAUUGCUGCAGAUAGAUAAAAGACUGAAUUACUUCAGACACCUAUGUGAUGAAUUGUUAUUUUAUUGUUUUGUUUCUGUACCAGAGAGGGACUGACUUGUCUGAACCAGCUGUUGAAAAUUAAGCUGCAAGAAUGGAGAAAAAAAUAUGCCUGAGAAACCAAAGCCAAAUUAAAUUGUAACAAUUAUGCAACAGCAAAUUAAAAAUAAUAUUGCAGAAAAGUUAAAUCGUAUAAAAAUGCUUAACUUUAAGUACGGAAUCACAAUCUAUUUAGAACUGUCUGCAUAAAUCAACAGUAAUUUAAAAAAAUGCCUGCAAAAUAUUUGUAGCAUUUGGGAAGAGGUAAAAUUCUUAUACACAGAAGCAAUACUAAGCGGUGUUUGCAAUUUAUUUUUACUGUAAUUCUGAUUAAGGUUAAGCAUUGCUUACAUAAUGCUAACAAAUGAAAAUGUACAGUAGAUUUUAUGUUCCUUAUACAUAUCUGACAAGUGAAAUCUAAUCAUUGUUGUUGGAAAACAGAGAUUAUUGUUCUCAUUUAAGCACCUUAGUAAGAAGAAAGUGCCUUUUACUGUUAAAAGUAUUUGGAUGCCUGACUGCCCCUACUAAAAUAAUUCUCACUGCACUUAUGCCUUCCGAUUAAGUUAUAUAUUUAUUUUAUUGUUAAAUUAAUGAGACAACCGUUGUUGAUGGGUAAUAUGUAAUGUGAAUCAACUGAGUUUCUGGACGUCUCUGAUUCAGUGGUAAUAAUUUUGCACUGUCUGAAAAGUACGCCUGUUAAAGUCCAUAGAUGUGAGUGACUGUUUUGAAUGGUUGAUUUAUAUUGUCCUUCAUAUUGAAGGUGAUUAAUUUUAGGGUACCAAAAAAACCAAUUUAGUACUACCAAGAAAAAUGGUCUUCUCCCAUUUUCUCACUGAAGAAAGCGAUUCAUUAGAAAGUGGCUUCAACGUUUGCAUGUCUUCAUUGGCCUGCCUUCUCUAUUACCGUAUAGUACAGUAAUGGCAAGUAAUAAACAACUGUGUUAUGAUAAUAUAUUUGCUGCUUUGUUGUUUUACUUGAUUGCUUGAACUCUCUGAAGCAGAUUUUUAUACAGUGAGUACCUUUUUAAAGUGAAAAUAGAUGAUUGAAUGUGAUUGAACGAUUGUGAGCUGUAAUGUCAAAAGGAAAAACGUGCAUUGAACAAA
Messenger RNA from Polypterus senegalus (gray bichir), 2443 nucleotides. It is a transcript of the gene ppp1r3cb, whose product is annotated as protein phosphatase 1, regulatory subunit 3Cb. The transcript is spliced from 2 exons. Bases 146 to 1108 code for a protein of 320 amino acids. The record is from RefSeq and is a predicted model, not a curated record. Gene Ontology annotation, molecular function: protein phosphatase 1 binding; glycogen binding. NCBI's taxonomy places the organism in Eukaryota, Metazoa, Chordata, Cladistia, Polypteriformes, Polypteridae. Gene Ontology annotation, cellular component: protein phosphatase type 1 complex. Gene Ontology annotation, biological process: regulation of glycogen biosynthetic process.